AUGCGAGCUGAGCGCCAUAUAGGACCACUUCUUCCUUUUGAAGAACUAGAAUAUGAAGCUAGCAUCGAUGACUCUUGCAAGCAACAGGAAGAUUGUAAAAACAAUACAUUUGAAGACUGUGCUCUUCCCAAUCCAAGUGCCUUGCUGCAUGUUACUAGUAGGAGAAAAGUGCCAUCCAGGAAGAAAAGCAUACCAGAGAACAAUGAAUUGGCAGAAAUGCGAGCAGAAUUUGAGGAUUUGCUAUUGAAAUAUGAAACUGAGAGAACCAUGAGUGAGAUACAAAUUGACUACUUAACAAGAAAGCUUGCAGAGGUUGAUUUUUGUCCGGAUGUGAAAUAUGAAGACAAUUCACCAUGUCAAGUUGAAAAAAUUAUCAUUCAACUGAACACAAACAAAAGUUUAAGGGAGUCGGAGGCUAUUCUUGUGAUUAAGCAACUUCAAGAAAAGAUAACAAUGUUGGAGAUGGAGAAAUCUUCGAGCCAACAAAAUUGGGAUUGUGUUGUUGAGUUAGCGACUGAGCAGAAUAUAUGUGCCAUGGAGAAGUAUGAAGAGCUCUAUGAAGAGCUAUUGAAUGCACAGGAGGAGGCCAAGAUGGCUCGUGAACAACUCACACCUGUGGAAUCUCUCAAAUUGGCUGAUGAGAAUUUUGAAUCGUUGACCAAGCUAUUAGCGGAAGUCCAUGACAUUACGUUGGAAACUAAAAAUUCAAGAAUCUCUUCAUUUGUGGAUGAACUUUUCCUUAGUUUCUCUACCACAUUAGACCUGUUUGCUGAUCUUAAGUCUUUGGCUUUCCAAAAUUCUGUGCAAACAAAAUCAGUACUUCAUGACCAUGAGAAGUUACAGUCUGGCAUGAGGCACAAAGUAAAUCUCCUUGAGAAUGAGAAGCUUCUUCUGUACAAUCAAUCCAUUGAGCUACAGAGUCAGAUACAAGAAUUAAGUCUGAAUGUUCAAAAUUCGACGAAGGAACUGACUGAACUUUACCAACAGCAUGAACUGGAAAAGUCAGAAUUCCUCAUUCAAAUUCAGACUCUCCAAAAAGAAAUAUCAUGUUUAUCAUCAAGUUCCUCGGCUAGAGAGAAGGAAAAUAUGAGAAAAGAUCUCGAGAAAACAAAAACAAAGUUGAGAGAGACAGAGUUCAAGCUUAGGAAUGCCAUUCAGGAGAAGACAAAACUAGAGGGUGAAAAAGCAUGUGCUGAGAGAGAACUAAAGCAGUUGCAUGGCCAGAAAGUUAUUCUUGAACGUGAUAUCAGCAAACGCGACUCAAUUGCCGGGAAAAGGCGGGAUUCAGUUUUUGAAAGGGGUUCAAAUAUAUUUGAUUCAAAAAAAGCAAAGGGUCUUAAUACAUCCAUUGAGCAGACAAUGCAGGAAGAUUACAAGAAGCUGGAAGUGCUUGCAUUUGAGAUGGAGACAACUAUUGCUUCUUUGGAAGAAGAACUAGCAGCUACACAUGGGGAAAAGGAAGAAGCUAUAUCUAGAACUGAGAGUUUGGCUUCAGAGUUGCAGACCUUGUCUGACAAGUUGAUUAUUACAAACUCAGAAUUGAAUAAGUGGCAGGAAGAAGUUUCACGCCUUAGAUCCUGUUUAGAAGAAUCUGUAUCCUACAAUCAGAAGUUGGAGACCUCUAUUAAGGUGUUGGCAGAAGAAAAGGAAGAUCUGGCAUUGCAACUUACUGAUGCCCUUUUGGCAAUGGAGGAGGAAAAGGCGAUAUGGUCUGCUAAGGAGAAAGCUUCCAUUGAAGCCAUUGAAGAUAGCACAAAAUUAUAUAAUGCUGAGACUGCCUUUUUAUCAGAUGGAAUGUCAGAGGUGAGAAAUGAACUGGAGUCCUGUAGAGAAGAAUGCAAGGUCCUUGGGGAAAAAUUGAAAAUUUCAGAGGAAACUGCAAAGUUGGAGAUAAAGUCCAGGAUGGAGAAAUCAUCGGAGAAUGAACAACUGCGGAAUGAACUAAGAAUGGCCGACGAUCAAAGUAAAAGCUCGCAAGAGAGCUUGAAGUCAAAACUGGAGAUGCUUUCUUUAGAGCAUUGUCGUGCAUGUGAAGAAGUGGAUAAGCUUCAGAUAGAGUUGAGUUUGCUCAGUAAAGAAAAUGAAAAUUUGGUGGACAGGGUUGAACGGUUGGAUGCAGGAUCAGUUCUUAGAAAUGACUUUCAGUUAGCAAAGUUAAACGCUGAAGUGGAGAAGCUGACUGGGAGGAUAUCCAGCUUGGAAGUCAAGAUGCACAAUGACGAGGUUAACAACAAUAAGGAAAAGGCAAAGCUCAGAAUGAGGCUUCGAGGGGCACAAACCAAAUUGGAUGUGUUUCGUGUUAGAUACAUGGAGGCAGUGGAUGAGUUGGAAUUCAUGAACAUGAAAUAUGCGGCGGCUUCAGCAAAACUGAAGGAUCAAUUGGCUUCUUACGGUGUUGAGGUCCUGAACCUUAAGAAGCAGCUUGCUACUACAAAGGGGCAAUGAUUGAAUCCCGGAAUUUUGGUUUGUUAACCCUCUAUUCAUGUCUCAUUUUUUUAGUGUUCGAGUAAUGCAAAUCAUUGUAAAUAAGAAAAUUCAAGAUUUACGGCUUUUAGGAAUUCAUCCAUGGCCCCAAUGUUGGCUAACUGCCAAUCAUGAAUGCUAUGUACUUGGUUCAUGGAGAGGGUGUAGAUGAAAUGAAACAGGUGUGAAUCUAGUGCUAUACUUGUUGAUAACCAGUUGACCCAUUGUAGGAAGGAAGGAAAUCAAGUUGCAGAAAAUAUGGCAUCAAGGCUG
Messenger RNA from Ilex paraguariensis (yerba mate), 2736 nucleotides. Lineage: Eukaryota; Viridiplantae; Streptophyta; Magnoliopsida; Aquifoliales; Aquifoliaceae. The record is from the annotation of a GenBank genome assembly.